Condylura cristata (star-nosed mole) is the source of this 1475-nucleotide messenger RNA. It is a transcript of the gene COQ2, whose product is annotated as coenzyme Q2 4-hydroxybenzoate polyprenyltransferase. Gene Ontology annotation, biological process: ubiquinone biosynthetic process. NCBI's taxonomy places the organism in Eukaryota, Metazoa, Chordata, Mammalia, Eulipotyphla, Talpidae. The transcript has 7 exons. The record is from RefSeq and is a predicted model, not a curated record. The coding region runs from base 10 to 1113 and encodes 367 amino acids. Gene Ontology annotation, cellular component: mitochondrial inner membrane.
CCGAGCACCAUGCUGGUCACGGGGCUCGUUCGGGGUCUGCGAACCCUGACAUGGAACGGGCUGCUGGGCUCCAGCAGCCGCUCGCUGGCUCUGGCGCGCGUCGUGGGCGCGCCCGGCGCUGGGGACUGGCGAGCCAGUGUCCGGCCCGGGCCCCGCGGGCGUCCGCUCAGCCUGUCGGCGGCCGCGGUAGUGGACUCGGCGCCCCGCCCUCUGCAGCCCUACUUGCGCCUUAUGCGGUUAGACAAGCCCAUUGGAACCUGGCUGCUGUAUCUACCAUGUACCUGGAGCAUUAGUUUGGCAGCUGAACCAGGCUGUUUUCCAGAUUGGCAUAUGUUAUCCCUCUUUGGCAUCGGAUCUGUGCUGGUUCGUGGAGCAGGCUGUACUAUUAAUGAUUUAUGGGACCAGGACUACGAUAAAAAGGUUACAAGAACAGCAAAUCGCCCAAUAGCUGCUGGAGAUAUUUCAGUCUUUCGAUCCUUUGUUUUUCUCGGGGGCCAACUGACCUUGGCACUGGGUGUACUUCUGUGUCUGAAUUACUACAGUAUAGCUUUAGGAGCAGCAUCCCUACUUCUUAUCAUCAUCUACCCGCUAAUGAAAAGAAUUACAUACUGGCCUCAGUUAGUCUUGGGAAUGACUUUUAAUUGGGGAGCGUUACUUGGAUGGUCUGCUAUCAAGGGAUCUUGUGAUCCAUCUAUUUGUCUGCCUCUUUAUUUUUCUGGAAUUAUGUGGACUCUAAUAUAUGAUACUAUCUAUGCUCAUCAGGACAAAAGAGAUGACGCUCAGAUUGGUCUUAAGUCCACAGCCCUGCUGUUUCAAGAAAAUACCAAGCAGUGGCUCACUGGCUUCAGCGUGGCAAUGCUGGGCGCUCUCAGUCUGGUGGGAGUGAACUGUAACCAGACUGCCCCCUACUACACCGCUCUGGCUGCUGUGGGGGCCCAUCUCACUCACCAGAUUUACACUCUAGACAUCCACAGACCUGAGGAUUGUUGGAGCAAAUUUACCUCUAACCGAACAGUAGGACUAAUCAUUUUUUUAGGGAUUGUCCUCGGAAAUUUCUGGAAAGAAAAGAAGGCAGAUGAAACAAAAAAAAAUGUAAAUAGAGUUGAAAAUUAACAAGUGAUGUUUAUCUGGAAACUUUUAAAACAAAUUUUUACAAAGCACUCUCAGAUCUUGUUGCCACAUAAUUAGGAUUGAAUAAGUAAUCUUACAGUCUCUUAAAAAGAAGAAUCAGAUGAUAAAGACUGAAAGCAUAUUUGCUUAGAUUUUAGUUUAAAUAUUUGCUCCUGAGACUAUUCCAGUGUCACAGAAGCCAGGAUUUUAGAGGCCCUUUAAUAUUUAAGUGAACACAUUUUUCUCAUGAUUUUCAUCUGUAGUUAUAGGAAUUGUGUGAGCUUGGGCACUUUGGGGAACAUGUCUCAGCAAAUGAAUAUCUUUGUAGGAUACUGAUUCUUUUAAGAAAAAAAUAAAAGCUGUUA